Molecule: messenger RNA, 8369 nt
Organism: Danio aesculapii
Lineage: Eukaryota; Metazoa; Chordata; Actinopteri; Cypriniformes; Danionidae
Gene: apobb.2
Product: apolipoprotein Bb, tandem duplicate 2
Exons: 23
Coding region: 243-8156 (2637 amino acids)
Biological process (GO): cholesterol homeostasis; cholesterol transport; triglyceride mobilization
Cellular component (GO): low-density lipoprotein particle; mature chylomicron; very-low-density lipoprotein particle
Molecular function (GO): cholesterol transfer activity; low-density lipoprotein particle receptor binding
Source: RefSeq, a predicted model, not a curated record
UUUAAGACAAAUAACAAAUCAGUGCAAGUCAGGUCGAUGGUGGACAUUUGAAUGGUAGUGUUUACUCUCUUGAGCCUAAUGUUUAUCAUCAAACUCCAUCUGUUUGUUCUGUCUGCCACUUUCGGGGAAAUCAAUGCUGAAUUCAGAUGGAUUGGCUCUUGAUUUUUUUGAACUUUGGAGUGUGAGUUUUCCAUUGCUAUAAAUGUCUUGACUGGACAUCUGCACACUGACUGACCACAGUCAUGGCUGACCGUAAACUCUGUCUGCUGCUGUUUUUCAGCUUCAUCGUCUUGUCCAUGGGCAGAAGAUAUAAACCCUUCAGCAAGCAUGAGUAUUUCUACGAGACCGAGUCCCUUAACUCUCUGAACGAGCAGGUCAACGGCCCCAAGGCCAGCUGCAGGGUGGAGAUUUCGGUUGCUGAUACAUACAGAUAUAUUUUGCGCACCACUGACUGUAAGCUGAGUGAAGUGACUGCUGUGGAUGAGGAUGGAAACCCUGUGUUUGGAAAAGCUGUGGCUGCUGAAGACUUCAGAACAGCCAUGGAGAAAAAUACUCUGAAAUUCACCGUUACGAAAGGCGAAAUCAGGCUUUUCCCUGAGGAGGGAGAGCGAACAAACAUCCUCAACGUUAAGAGGGGGAUCAUCUCUGCUCUCGCUGUGCCUUUGCUGGAGGAGGACAGGAAAAAAAACACGCCCAGCAUCUAUGGUCUGUGUAUGACUGAAUACACUAAGGACACCGCCACUGAAGUCACGCUCAAAAGAGACCUGUCCAGAUGUGACAAGUUCAGACCUAUCGAGGACCACACCAGUCCUUUGGCCCUCAUAACAGGCUUGAGCCAUCCUCUCGCUCAGCUAAUCAGGAGCAACCAGACCUGCAACUACAAGUUUGACAAAGAGCAGGACCACAUGACCUCUGCCAUUUGUACCGAAAAGCAUGUUCUUGUGCCCUUUUCGAACAAAGGAGAACAUGGAGUGACCAAUACUGGCAAACAGGUUUUGACCCUAUUGGGAGUUACUGAAAACAAUGACAGAGUCUUUGACCACAAUAUAGCCAACGUGAAACCCCUCCAUCUAGACCGCAGUGUUGACAUGAGCCCCAUCCAGGAUAAAGAAGCCGCUCUCACUGUUCUGAGGGAACUUGCUGACCUUUACAAGACCAACAGUGGACGCAAGAGAGCCCACUUGGCUUACAAGCUUGUAGCCGUAAUACGCAAGAUGGAAGCUGAAACCCUGAGAGCCGCUCUUCCAGAGGCGCUAGAGAUCUCUCGGUCUUUAACAUACCAGGCCUUGCUACAAUGCGGCACCCCAAAAUGCAGCAGUGCUAUCAUGCAGAUUAUCAGAACCUUUGACAAGUCUUCAUUUGAAAUGGAUGCUGCUGUAUACGCCAUAGGAAUUACACCACAGGCUUCCCAAGUCCUUGUGAAGGAAAUGUUGGUGACGGCAAAGAUCAAGCCAAGCAGACCUAUCUACUAUGCUCUCAGCAAUGCUGUGAGAAGGCUGUAUGAAACAGACGGAGUCACAAGUGAGAUCCAGGCAGUGGCUGAUUAUGCUCUUGAACAGAUUGGUGAUUGCACAGGUGACCAGGAACAUGUUUUUCUUUCCCUGAGGGUCAUUGGUAACAUGGUGGCUGCACUGGGAGCUGCACGCCCUGCUUUGCAUUCUGCUGUUAUUAAGUGCAUCAACCAGCCAGGAACCUCCCCUGCAGUCCAACAGGCUGCCAUACAGGUCUACAGACAGUUCCCUGUACCUGAGGAGGAAAGAGAAGUGCUCAUGCAUGCUGUUCUGGACAGAGCCGCAUCCGUACAGAAGCGUGUCGCUGCUUACCUCAUCUUGAUGAAGAACCCUACGCCUGCUGAACUUGCUCAGUUGGCAGCAGCUCUCGAAAUUGAGGAAAAUCAUGAGGCCAAGAGCUUUAUUAUCUCUCAUAUCAGCAGCAUCAUGGCCUCUACAGCGCCAGAGACCCUGAACUUGAGGCAGAAUAUUCAAAAUGCCUUUCAGGGCAAUGAUAUUGAAAUGGUAAUGGAAUCCACUCAGUUUUCUAGACACUAUAGACUUGGAUCUUUGGAAGGAAAUUUCAUCUUUGAAUCACCCAACAAUCUGCCAAGGGAAGUCAUGCUGGAGAUGAGCUUGAAUGCUUUCGGACUUGAUAUGGACUUGAUUGAGAUUGGCAUGGAGGGUAAGGGCUUUGAGCCCAUUGUAGAGGCUCUCUUUGGUGAAGAUGGUUUCUUCCCAGACGUUGUCAUGAAGAGCAUUUUAUAUGCUACUGACAAGAUGCCUGCUGAACUAAAUGAGGUCUGGGACAACAUGCUGCCAAUUAUGAACAAUUAUAGGAAGAAGAGACAGGCGACUCAGAACAUAGUCAAAGAAAUCAGUGACAAUGUCAACAAGCUUUUUGAGGACUUAAAGGCCCAAGAUGCCCCUGAAGCUAUGGUAUACCUCAAGCUAUUGGGUGCUGAACUUGGGUAUCUUGAUGCAAAAGAUGGCAAGAUGAUUGGCAGUCUUCUUAAGAUGAUCCCCACUGACUUCACCAAAAGACUGUUCUCAAGUGUCGACAAUGAGCUUUUCCUUCACUACAUCUUUAUGGAUAAUGAGUUCUAUCUGCCCACUGGUGCUGGAUUUCCACUGAGAGUUGCUCUGUCUGGUACCUUUACUCCUGGAAUCAAAGGAGGAUUGAGCUUUAAUCCAGGCAUGGGGGACUUUGCGUUCAUGCUGUCUGCUGGGGUUGAGUUGGUGACUGAGAUUGGCACUCAUUUACCUGACUAUGUUCACUCUGGACUGGAGAUGCACACUAACAUCUAUCUUGAGAGCGGCCUCAGAGCCAAAAUCUCUGGGACCCAAAAAUGGCUCAAACUCUCCAUUCCAGCUCCUCGUGAGCCAACUGAGAUCAUCAGUGUGACCAAUUCCUUUGUGUCUGUUGUUGGUGGGAAGAUUCUGCCUAUUUCUGCAAAUGUCCAGUAUACUAUGGAAGACUGCACUGCUGUUUUUCCUGGACUGAAGAGGUGCACAACACUAGAGUAUCCUGAUGCAGCAUUAAAUGAUAAUGCUCCUUAUUUUCCUCUCACUGGUGACAGCAGAUUUGUUGUUGAGAUCCGUCCAUCUGGAACAGCCACAGAGUAUACAGCCACCAUCGGCUACACAUAUGAGGAUCCAGAAGAUAAACUCACUUUUAGUGUAAAGGCUGAAGGAACACCCUAUGAGGCCAUAAAUACAGUCAUGAUAAACAGAAAGCUGAACACUGCCUCAAUGCAGCUGCUUAUUGACGCUCUUCAGCUUGAUCAUACAGUUUCUGCAAAAUGUACAAAUGCUGAAAAGUGGAAAUUAGAACUUGAGAGUGACUUAAAACUCCCCGGGACGACUUCUGUUCAAACACUCAUCCUAACAUAUGAUGAUUCUUCAGUCACAGAGAGUGAGAAGAUUGAGGCUGAAGUUAAAUCUCAUGUUAAUUCUGAGAUUCGGACCCUCAUUCCCAUCAUCAGUGCUAUUGAUACCAUUAUAAAUAGACUUCUUGACCGCCAGAUGGGCCAAAAUAAGAUGAAGGUCCGUGAAAUCAUGUCAAAAUUAGCUGCGUUUUCAGGAGUUCCUGCCACACUUGAUAUCACUCUUCCUGAAAAACUCUUCCUAAAUGUAGAAGCUGCUGUUAAAUAUCACUUUGGCCAGUCAUACUAUACCAUCACUCUUCCUUUGCCGCUCGGUGGAAAAUCCAUGAGAGAUCUGAAAUUUCCCACAACCCUCAGCACAGAUCUGUUCAUAGCGGAUCCUGACCUAGAGUACAUGCUGCUUCCAGAGGUCUCCUUUCCUGAGAGUGUGACGCUGUCUCUGCAUCCUUUUCAACUGGCAGAAGUAUCUGGAAAACUACGCAGCAACUUCUAUGAUCUAGACACAGCUGUGUCUGCUAAUAGAGAUCCUGCUGCACACUCCAGUUAUUCUGCUAAGGUCAAAGUCACUGGAACAAGUCCUGUUGAGCAUCUCUGCCUACAGGUUGAAGGAUCUGCUCUAGCUGAGGCCACAUCUGGCGAUUCUCUAAAAGCUAGCAUGAAAACAGUGAUUCAACACAAGAUUUUCAAUGCCACCAUCAGUGUUGAAGAAGAAGUGCAAUCUGCAGAAAAACUCAGUGUGAAAUCCAAAAGCAAGCUUGAGGUUACUAGUCUUGUUGCAGAGCAAUUUUCCGUGGAGCAUAAUGCAAUAAUUGAAGGUGAUGCGGGGCAAGUUUCUGUAGAUGGAAACCUGGAAGGAUCUUUCCAGGCUGGUUCAAUCUAUGGAUCAGGACAUCUUAAACAAUCAGUUUUGCUCAUCCCCUCCAAACAAGAAGCAAAGAUGGAUUCUUUACUGAAAGUAGAUUCAACACUUCUUCAGGCUCAAAACUCCUUUUCUGUAGUCUUUGCUAAUCGAGAAUUGAUCAUUUUGUCCACCACCUCAGCAUUUGAUGACAUUCUAACAAACACUGCUAAAGUUGCCAUCAAUGAAUCACAGAUUAGUUUAAGUCAUUAUACAAAAGCCCAAGCAUUUGGACUGAAGAUUGAAAACACAGCUGAGACGAGAACUGAUGCUGAAGCAGUCAGUGUUAAGAUCGUGACCUCUGGUGAUUUAUCUCAAGAACGUAUUUACUCGAUAGUCACUGGAGAACUGGACAUCAACGGACUGGCUAUUAAAAGUAAUGCCUCGGCUAAACUAAUGGGACACAGAGCUGCACACAAUGCCAUCCUGAACUACAAUAAAGAUGGCUUGACAUCCAGUGGCACAACCACACUGCAGAGUAUUUUAAGUCUGGAGAAGGUUAAACACACCUUUGAGAUCAUCUACAAAAAACUAACUGCAAAUAUUCAAUGCAAAACCAAUGGAAAGUUCAUGGGAGCAAGCAUUGACCACAACACUGAAAUGAAGAUUGAUGGACUUUUAGGCAGAAUCGAGAAUAUUUUACGUUUGAACUCCAGGAUCUUAAAUGUUGAAACAAACACUCGUGGUACAACGGUCCCAUUUACUUUUAAUUUUAACUUUACUGCUAAUGGUCGUGAAAAUGUAUACAAUCAUGGACAUUAUGAAGGUGAUUUUGACACAAAAAUGCAUCUAAAAAUAGAUCCACAAUCCAUUGCUCAUUCUCAUGAAUGCAAGAUCUCAACCAUCGUUGAAACGUAUGGUUUCUAUGGUGUAGACAUUGAAUCAGAAUUUGAGAGCAAAUCUGAACUUCUCCUAAACCCGUCUGAACAAAAAGCUAAAAUGGCAGUAAAGACUAAAGUAAACAAACAUGCAAUCAAUCAAGAAAUCAAUGCAUAUAAUACUCCAGCUCAGUUUGGGCUGGAAGGAUCUGGAAAAGUGUUCACCAAUCUGUUAAACACUGUUAAUAAUAAUCGUCAGAACUUUGCGGUCUCUGCCUUCCUAAAGUAUGAUAAAAACAAUGAAAUGCAUUCAAUUCACCUGCCUUUCAUUGACAGUUUGCGUCUAGUUCCUUCCAGCAUAAUAAUAACAGCAUAUUCAAGCAUAGAGGAAAGUUUACCUUACCUAGCUUACCUAAGCUCACCUAAGCAUGUUAGUAACUUUGUGUCUAAUAUGAAUUUUGGAAGAAGAGCUGAACAAUUCAAACGUGCUUUAAUAGCUCUAUAUCAAGAAUAUCCAUUAAAAUUGGGUGUAUAUGAGAAGCAAUUGAGUGAUAUGAUCCGUCAAAUCAUUGAAGCAUUGGAUAAUUUCAAACAAUUCACUGUCAAUGGUGAAAAUGUUGACCAAAUGCUAACCAAACACAUUAACGCUUUGGUAUUUUUAAUCAUUGAGGAUGUCAAAUUAUUUCUUAGCUUACUCAAACCCCUGGGUUACACGAAGCUUCAGAUUCCUGCAAGUACUAAAUCUUAUCAACUACCAUGUUUUGAAAAAAUGUAUGGCGAGAUCAGAUUCACCAUCCCAGUUUACAGCCUAAGCACAUCUGCACAGUUCAAGAAUGUUUCAGCAACACAUCCUAAAUUCACAGGUAUUAUCAAAUCUAAAGGAAUCUCUGCAAAUCUUGAGGUUUUGAAUUAUAAUACAGAAUACACCAUGCAGAUCUCCAUCCCUGAGAUUACUCCUGUAUCAGUGUCUGAAACUCUUAAGAUAACACACACUUAUUUGACUUUAGACCAAAGUGCAUCUUUGACUCUGAAUGCGUCUAUCACUAAAGGUCCUGAUUUUUCAUCCCUUUCGCUUGACACAUCUUAUAAGAACCAGGUUAAUAUCCCUUUGCACUCUUUGUCAAGCGAAGUUGCCCUUGUUUCGAAGGCUGUAGCAGUGUAUCAGAAUAAUGCUGCAGUGAUUUUGAAAGUUCGAAAUACAGGAAUUGGAAAAUUUACUCUUGAAGACUUCUCUGAUGAAGGCACCCAUGACAGUGAUCUGCAUUUUACCAUGGGUCUUAGCACUGCCAAGCUGAGUUUUAAAGGCCACACUGAUAGCUCUGCUUUGCAGAUGGAGAUGAAUGUUGAUGUUGAUGCUGAUGCUGUGGCUUUGAGCUACUUUAAAUUCAAUGUCUUUGCUGAAACAAAGUCACCAUUUAUCAAGAAGAACUUGCUGGUUGCUUCUGGCAAUGCAUCCAUCAAUGACAUGGAUGUAAAAAUCAAUGCAAACCAUGAGACAGAGUUUGAUGGAGUGGUCAGUGUAGUUCUGUCUAAUACUGCUAGCGUAAUCAUUUGUCCUUUUGAGAUCGCAAUUGAAUUUCAGAACAAGGGAAAUGCCAAGACUGACCUUUAUGAUUUUAUUAUAACCGGUGUUGAUCUCCAGAAUGACUACACUGUUAUUGUCAACUCUGAUCUACAGGAAGUCAGCACUAUUGCAGUCGCCCAGAUAAAUCAUUAUAAGUACAGCCAUAACUUAACAGCCAACAAUAAUAAUGCUGAAAUUGGUGUUUAUGCGGUUGUGAAUAGUUUUGGCAUCCUAAAUAAUGCAGUGCAGUUUGUACCAUUUGUUUUUAAAACUGCAGUAGUUGAAUAUUUGAACAAUGAAACUGGCAUAUGGCAGGCCUUUACAACAAAUAACCAAGCCACUGAUCUAAACGCCAAAUUUGUCUACCAGAAGACUACCAAUGUUUUAGGUGAUUUUGAUGGUUUGGCUGUUGUUGUUCCUUCAUUGGGCAACUUAGUCUCUGAAGUGUCUUUCAUAUCCUCCAUUCUCAACCUCAAUGCUAACGCUGGUGUCUACCCCAAUGAUUACUUAAUGCGCAUUAGUGGCACGACUACAUCUGCAUUUCAGGAAUUGAAAGCCAAACUAUAUGGAGCCACUAGCAUUACCGCAGAAAGUGGACUAAAACUAGCCUCGAUUUUAUUUUUGGACAAUUCCCAGAUUGGGGGUACACAUAACAGCUCUGUGACUCUGGAGGACAACUAUGAGGUGGUUCUGAUUGCAGACACAAUUGCGAAGAUUAAUCUGACAAUAUUCUCAAUCGAAGCCAAUCAUCAGCUUUCUGCUGACACGAAAACUCACCUGAAGGCUUUGUCAAACUUGAAGAUCAAGUACAGCUUUGAUAAUCCAGACUCACAUGGACGUGGAGAGGCUGAGAACACCUUAAAGAUGAAUGCAUAUUUAUCUUUCAUCACUGUAGAGUCUACAUCCCAAGUAACCACCAAUUCUACAUUGCCUGAUGGUGGCGCUCUUGAGGGAACUCUGGAUAGUGAUGCAAACAUCAGUGUGAAUGUGGAGGGUCUGAAAUCUAAUCUGAAAGCCAGUGCAAAUGGAUACUAUGAUUAUAGAAACACCAAGCUGAGCUUCGAUAUGAAUGACCAAGUGAUUUUAGAGGGAAAUUUGAACCGUAUUCAUUAUUUGCUGGACAUUGAUUCAAACUACACACACAAAGAUAGAAGAGAAGGAGUUGCAGUAAAACACACUGCUCUUGGUAAAACUACAAUUAUUCCCCUGAGCACCUUAAUGGCAGCUGUCGACUUCUUCUUGACUCAGCCAGGUUAUGAUGAUUUUGAACGUAGAGGUAAAGGAUUUAGCUAUGAAAAUAAAACAUCUAUAUAUGAUGGCCAGAUUUUCUCGCAUUGGUUCAAUUCAAGUACAGCGUUAUCAGCCGAGUACAUUGAUGAUUUACCAGACAGAAAGUUUGUGCUCGAGUGUUCUUUCAAUUUCACAGCUCCAUCAGUGCUUGUGGAGUAUGAGAGUGAAGUAAGAGCAAUUCCCAUUAAAAUAAUCGACGGUAAAUAUUGAUAUUUUAAGUAUUUCAUCAAUGAUUUCAGCUAAUCGUUGAACUUUAAUGUGUGCUCACUCAGCUCACAGAUCCACUUCAAAAGUCACUGUUAAAUUGAUGUUAAAAUGUAUGUAGCUUUUCUGUUGUGCAUGAAAUUAUUAUUUAAAUUCCUGAAAAAUUUCUUGUCAAAUUCAAACACUAAUGAAAAUAAAUGGAUAUACUCUGCAUAUAAA